AUGUCUCUGUCCAAGAUCCUAACGGAAGAUUUCCUAACGUGCAGCAUAUGUCAUCAAAAGUUCAAAGAUCCCAAGGUCCUCAGCUGUGCCCAUACGUUUUGCCAGCAUUGCCUCCAGGGCCAUUUGGACAGAAAUUGUCAAGGUCAGCCUCGCUUCCCUUGUCCUAUCUGUAGACGUCACUGUGUCCUCCCUGGAGGCGGUGUAAGUGCUUUACAAACAAAUCAUCUUCUGGUCAGCAUAUCACAAACACAUGGUCAAGUAGAACAAGCCAAAGCUGCCAAGAAAUGCAAGAUAUGUUGCAUGAAAAAUGUCUACAGCCCAUCAACGGCAACAAAACGAUGUUCGGACUGUGAGGAAAGCAUGUGUGGAGAUUGUUCUUCGGAUCAUGUGCUUCAUAAUUUCAGUCGUGACCACAAACUGUUUCCUGUCGACCAGUUUGACAGCGACGACUACGUGACAGAGCUGCGUGCCCGGCAAAACGUCCUGUGUGACCACAACAACAAGGACCCCGUAGAAAUCUUCUGCCCAGUGUGUGUAAAGUUCGUCUGUGUCGGUUGUAUGGUUUUAGAACACCAGGGUCAUGAUUGCCUUAGAAUCAACACUGCUGCCGACAAACGCAAGGAGAAACUAGAACUCAGGGUGAAGCCCAUCGAGAAGAAAAGUCUACGGUACGAUCACUUUAAAACAGCUGCUGAAGACCAGAAAUUAUCAGUAGAAGAGGGAAGAAAGAAGGCAAGGAGUCAAGUGAACAAGCAGUUGGAUCAAGUUGUUAAGAUGGCCCGUCAACGUGCCAAUGAUCUUCUGGAAGAAAUAGAUACAAUGUCAAAUGCCAAAUUAGACAUCUUGAAUGGUUUAAUUGCAACUGCUACCGCCGACCAAAAACAACUGGACGACGUUGUAGACUUCUCAAGGAAACUCAUUAACCAUGGCAACGAUAUAGAUGUCCUCCAAAUGGCCUCGGCCUGUGAGCAAAGCAGCGAGAGCGUUGAGACUCUAGACAUCCCGAGUCUGCCCGCAGCCAUGACCCAGCUACAGCUAAUCACCAACGACAUGGAUGAGUGCGUUACCAAUAUCAACAGUUGUCUUGGAAAUGUAGUUCCGGUCGUGAGUGGAAGACUGGUGACAUCAUUCAAAGUAGAACUGGCCAAGUCUCCUGAGGAGAUGAUCAGUCACGUGACCACUGAUGUAAACGGUGAUUUUCUUUUUGGCAUAUUCUGUAAUGAGGACAAGUCACGGAAUAGAAUCCUCAUCUACGAUUCCAACUUUGUCCUUCAGGGCACAAUUCCAAAUCCAAGAGCAGCAGAAAAGUACGGCUUUGCAGGGAUUGCCAUUGAUGAUGAUGGCAACAUUGUCACUAGAUGUCAAGGGUCAAAUGAAAUCAUUGUCUACUCCAAGAAAGGAGACCACGUGAGAACAUUCCACAGUGAGUCACCUAAUGCAGCAGCGGUCAACAGCAAGGGUCAUUAUGUAGUGGCAGGUCGCAGUACUUUGACUGUGCACCACAAGGAUGGCGAGGUCUUGCAGACGUCACCGGACCCAAGGAAUAAAUAUAUGAAACGCAUCCACUGUAACGUCAAUGAUGACAUCAUCGUCACAGGAGAUGAUCACGUCCGUGUAUACGAUUCCACUCUCCAGCUUAAAUACAGAUAUGGUACCCAGGGUGAUGGAGACGGACAGGUAAAGAAGAGCGCUAGGCAAGACAAGCGAGCCUUCAUUCACGAACUCACAGAGGAGACAGAGGCAGCAGCAAGGAAGGGAGACAUGAAAAGAAUCUAUGAAAUUACAAGAGCGUUAUCAGAAAACGAGGAACCUUACCCAACCAGCGAGAGACAAGAACGGUACCGUAAGACCAUAGCAGGAGAGGCAGAGCAAAGAGCAAGAUGGGCAGAAUAUUUUAAGGAGACUUUGAACAGACCCCCACCAGCAGUACCUCCUGACAUACCACCAGCCAAUCAGUUACUUGACGUUAAUACUAACCCACCAACAAAGCAAGAGAUCAUGAAAGCCAUCAAGUCCCUGAAGUCUGGCAAAGCAGCAGGACCAGACGGCAUUCCACCAGAAGCCCUGAAGGCAGACAUCCAGACAUCAACGAAUUGCUGCACCCAUUGCUAG
Lingula anatina is the source of this 2112-nucleotide messenger RNA. Its product is annotated as protein PML-like. NCBI's taxonomy places the organism in Eukaryota, Metazoa, Brachiopoda, Lingulata, Lingulida, Lingulidae. The record is from RefSeq and is a predicted model, not a curated record.